Messenger RNA from Malaclemys terrapin pileata, 2435 nucleotides. RefSeq names its product KIAA1143 ortholog. The transcript is spliced from 3 exons. The coding region runs from base 50 to 523 and encodes 157 amino acids. The record is from RefSeq and is a predicted model, not a curated record. NCBI's taxonomy places the organism in Eukaryota, Metazoa, Chordata, Testudines, Emydidae.
AAGUGCGUCGUUGCUCUCGCCGCCGCCGCUACCUGUGCCUCUGGCAGCCAUGAGCAAAAAGACGCAGGUCUCGUACGUGCCGCCGGCCGAGCCCGCUUUCCUGAGCCGCCUCAAGAGGGAGGUUGGGUAUCGGGAGGGGCCCACGGUGGAGACCAAGAGAGAGCAGCUCCCAGCUCCUGAGGAAGAUUGUGAGAGUGGCAGUGACAAAGAGGAUGAACAGCCCCAAGUGGUAGUACUGAAAAAAGGGGACCUGACCCCAGAAGAAGUGAUGAAAAUUAAACAGGAGAUCAAAGAUGCUUCAAAAUCAGAUGAAGAACCAGAGCCUGAUGAUGGAAAAAUUGUGUUCAAGAAGCCAAGUAAGCGUUCAUCAGAAGAGAAAUUUUCGGGCCUGACUGCAAGUUCCAGUAAGAAGAAAAAAGAAUCAAAGAAAACUAAGAGGGACUCAACACCCCCUCAGAAUGCAGCUAAACAAAUUAAAAAUAGCAGCCUCCUCUCAUUUGAUGAUGAAGAAAAUGAUGAUUAGGAGUUGUGCAUGUUUUUGUUUUGCAUACUUUCCCUUACAAGCAUUAGAGCAAAAAUGAGGUGCAUCUUUUAGGUGGAGACUUAGGGCUUGCUUCUCCUUUUACUCUGGGGUAAAUCCACUGAUGUCAGAGGAAGACCAUAUAAAACUGGUGUGAGGUGAGAGUCAAGCCCUAAUUUUUCAGUUCAGAUGGUACUGCAUGCACAGUAUUUUGGACUGUAUUUUUAAAAGAGAACUUAAAUGUGUGUGCAAAAUAAAACCCAUACAAAUGGCUGUUUAAGAUCCCAUAUAUUAGCAAUAUACUUGUGUACAUGUAAAACUUAUUAAUACAUUUGCAAACAAAAUAUUUUAAAAUCAUUUUCCCCAUUUACAUUUUUUUUUCUGUUUUCCAAGUGGCCAAAGACCUGAGUUCAUAGUUGUAUAUUUUUGUCCUGUUAGAGUUGACCUCCCUAACAGUCAAAACAGUAUAAAAACUUGGAGACUAAAAUCUUUGACCUUUUCUCAGGUACAACUUGAAAUCUCCCCCCUCCCCAAUAUGUAUGGGCUGAAUAACUGGGUCUGUGUCUUGUUGUCUUUAUGUGUAUGACUCAGCACCUAGUAAAGCCAUGGGAAUUUUGAUUGCUGUCCUCAGUGGAUGCAGAUGAAGCCUGUAAGCACUGACUUCAGUGGAAUUGCUCUGAAUAAGGGUUACAGGAUUGGAUCCUUAGUGAUUGCAUCAGAUCUUGCACAGGAAAGAAAUCUCUGAACUGUGAACUUGGAGAUUAUGUAGGGAAAGCCAUUUAGUCCAUUUUGGAUACCAUGGUGAUGGGCUAUGCAUAAAAAACUGGAUAGAAAGUAUUUUUUUUUGUAAUUGUCUAUGUAUUCGUGAUUAUUUGGGAUCUCAGACAGCUUGUAAAAUAUUUCAUUUCACUUUUAAGCUAUAGAAAACUGUUUGUUUAGAGUAGAAACAUUGUAAGCAGGAACUGUUGUGGAAAGCUGCAGAUUUUAUAGUAUGAGAUAUAAAAUAAGUCAUGAAGUUGUGUAGCUGGGACAAUAUCUAAUUUGUGAACUCUUCUACUGUCGCGUACAGCGGAUGAAAGUGACCAUUCUUAAAUGGCUUACACAGAAAGGACUUGCUGAGAUUCAAGAUAACAUUGAGAGCUGAUGUGGUUUCCAACAACAACAAAAUCCUCUUGAAAAUACUAUGUCCUUUGAAACUGUUUGGACGUAUUGUAUGUUCUGUAAUUAUAUGUAACCAGGAGCUGAUAGUAGACUGAUGCAGAAUUAUAGGAUAAAAGACCAGGAACCCAUUUCCUUGGUUAUGUGACAGAACAUGUGAAAUGAAUGGGAAUGCAGAGCUUCAUUAAGGAGCUGAUCUAAAGUUGCUGUGUGAGACAGCUAUUUUUAGUUUAACUCUGUUAAUAUUGGUAUUAAAACAUUGAAUGUGUGAUAAAUAAUUUUAUCUUUUGUGCAUGUUUUAUAAGUGGUCAAAAAUGUAUUUAUAUUAUUUCAGUAGGUGACACGGUUAUCUAAUCCAUCUGAUUUGAAGCACUCUAAAUCAGUGAAUAUGCCCAUAAUGAAAAUUUAUGCUGUCAUACAACACCUGCAGUGAUCCCAGUACCAAUGUCUCAAAACAAUAUUUUCUAAUAUAUGUAAUUUAAAUGGGAAUGUCACUAGUGCAUUUAUGGAUUUGGUUUGAAUUUUUCUAAAUAUGUUUUCUGCCCAUAUUUAGAACACAUAUCAAAGAAAAUCACAGCAAAUAGUUGGUAAGUUGUGUUGCAACUAGUGAAUUAUGUGCACUAAAAAUUCAUUUGAGUCAAUUUUUUUGGAAAACUUAAUAUGAUAAUGAAAAAUCUUGUUUAAAAUAUCUACAGCAUGUUGCCAUGAACAUUUCAACAUAUAUUUCUUGGACUGAAAAAAUAAAUACUUUAACUCA